Closterium sp. Naga37s-1 is the source of this 1998-nucleotide messenger RNA. NCBI's taxonomy places the organism in Eukaryota, Viridiplantae, Streptophyta, Zygnematophyceae, Desmidiales, Closteriaceae. The record is from the annotation of a GenBank genome assembly.
AUGAUCAAGAACCUCGCAGUGGCCGCUGCCAGUCUGCUGCCUGCCCACCAGCAGCACACAGCACUCCUUCCCCUGCUCCCCCUGCUGCCCAACCGUCAAGUUGCGUCAACUCUGCCGAGCCAAGCUUUCCCAAACCAGGCUGUGACGAACCAAGGGGGUAAGGAAGCCUUCACCUGCCCCGAGCCAGGCUGUCAGCACAACGAGCACCACCCACGCUUCCGCCCCCUCAAGUCCCUCGCCUCCCUUCACACCCACCACCUCCGUGUGCAUGGCGCCAAGCCCUUCUCCUGCUCCCGGUGUCAGGUGAGCCUCUUCUUUCACUUUACUCCACUGUCUCUCUUCUCCUCUCCUCCCACCGGUUUGCUCAAGUCCCUUGCCUCGCUCCACACCCACCACCUCCGUGUGCAUGGCGUCAAGCCCUUCACGUGCUCUCGGUGCCAGGUGAACCACCUUCCACUUUACUCUCCUGUCCUGUCCUCUCCUCUCCCCCGCCCGGUCAAGUCCCUCGCCUCCCUGCACACCCACCACCUCCGUGUGCAUGGCGCCACCAAGCCCUUCACCUGCUCCUGCUGUCAGGUGAGCCUCUUCUUUCACUUUACUCCACUGUCUCUCUUCUCCUCUCCUCCCACCGGUUUGCUCAAGUCCCUUGCUUCGCUGCACACCCACCACCUCCGCAUGCAUGGCGCCAAGCCCUUCACGUGCUCCCGUUGUCAGAUCAAGUCCUUCGCCCUCCAAUCCGACUUGCGAGCGCACGAGAAGCAGUGCGGUGUAAAGCGGUGGCACUGCUCCUGCGGGAACUCCUUCAGCAGAAAGGACAAACUUGCCAACCACCUCAACACCUUCACAGACCACUCCCCUCUCUACAACCUCCAGCCAGUCGACAUCCCCAUUCAGCCCAAGCAGAAGCUGCAGAAGAAGAGACAGCCUGAGGCCCAGACGAAGCAGCUAGAGGCACCUCAGAGCGCCAGCCACAUCAGCCACGUGGCAGUCAAGGACCUGUCCCCUGCCAGCCACAUCAGCCACGUGGCAGUGAAGGACCAGUCUCCUGCGAGUCACCUGGGGAUUCCUGAGUCGACUCAAAAACAGUAUCCUGCCGGUCACCUGCAUCAGCAGAGCCAGCAACCCCAACAGUCACAGCAGACCCAGCAGACCCAGCAGCAUGAGCAGGCUCAACAGGCCCCACUGAUACACGAGAUACACGCAUCCCCUGCCCUCGCCACCCUGCCAGUGAACACGCCUAUGCCACCCCUGCAGACCCAGCAGCAUCAGCAGUAUCAGCAGACCCAGCAGCAUCAGCAGCAGCAGCAGCAGCAGCAGCAGGCUCAAAAGGCCCCACUGAUACACGCAUCCCCUGCCCUCGCCACCGUGCCAGUGAACACGCCUAUGCCACCCCUGCAGACCCAGCAGCAUCAACAGCAGCAGUCUCAGCAGCAGCAGCAGCAGCAGCAGUCUCGACAGCAGCAGAAUCAGCAGGCUCAAAAGGCCCCACUGAUACACGCAUCCCCUGCCCUCGCCACCGUGCCAGUAAACACGCCUGUGCCACCCCUGGAGGCACCCUUGGAUUUUCUGCCAAUAGUGGAAGCACAUGCUCAUAUGUGGAGCGGUGGUGAUGCUGACAUGUCAGCAUCAAAUCGUGGUGCUGACAUGUCAACAUCGGAUCGCGACGCUGACCUGUCAGCGCUGGAGGCGUCGUGGUGGGCGAUUAUUGAUUCGGGGAAGAAUGAGGACCUCGGGGCUUCGUGCCAGCUGAUCCUCUUGGCUCUGCAGCAGCAGCAGCAGCAGCAGCAGCAGCAGCAGCAGCAGCAGCAGCAGCAGCAGCAGCAGCAGCAGCAGCAGCAGCAACAGCAGGAACAACGACCGCAGCAGCAGCAGCAACAGUCGCAACAGCACUUACAGCAGCAUCAACAGCAGCGGCAGCAGCAGCAACAACCACGACAAGCCUCUCAACCCCUCAUCACAGCCUCAUUCACGGGGUUCCUGAGGAUAGCACAGGGGUAG